This is a messenger RNA of Metarhizium brunneum ARSEF 3297, 1401 nucleotides long. RefSeq lists its product as uncharacterized. The record is from RefSeq and is a predicted model, not a curated record. Gene Ontology annotation, biological process: response to antibiotic. Lineage: Eukaryota; Fungi; Ascomycota; Sordariomycetes; Hypocreales; Clavicipitaceae.
AUGACUUCAGUUGGCAAAGAACCUACGAAAGACCCAAACUCACCAUGUGGUCUCCUAGCGGCCAAUGCUAUAUCGUUCGACUCUGCGUCAGGCAGCGCAACCUAUAACAAGGCAUUCGAUGACUUUGGGAAAUGCAAGGUACUACUGCUGGGGGAUGCUUCGCAUGGGACGUCUGAGUUCUACACGGCGCGAGCCGAGUUGUCCAAGUACAUGAUUGAACACCACGGGUUCAACAUUAUCGCCAUCGAAGGCGACUGGCCAGACGCAGAAGUUGUGGAUAGAUAUGUCCGGCGGCGAGUACCUCCCGACAAAGGCAUCAGUCUCACGGCCGUUGGCAAAACAAAAGACGCACGCGAGGCACCAUUCAUGCGCUUCCCGACGUGGAUGUGGCGAAACUCGGAAGUACAAGAAUUUGUAGAGUGGCUCCGGAAAUACAACACGAGCCAAGGCAAAUCUGUACACGAAUCCGUCGGCUUCUACGGACUGGACUUGUAUUCUCUCCGCAGCUCCAUGCAGGCCGUCAUUGACUAUCUCGACAAAGUAGACGGCGACAUGGCCGAAUUAGCAAGGCACAGGUACGAGCAGCUCAUGGUGUGGGCAGACGACCCUCACGACUACGGCGUCGCAGCCCUCGCCACAGGAUUCCAAGUCCACGAAAAAGAAGUCAUCUCCAUGCUGCAGGAUUUGCUCAAGAAGCGCGUGCAAUACUCCUCGGUCCACUGGGACGGGGACGAGUUUCAUAGCGCAGAGCAGAAUGCAAGAGUGGCGGCGGACGCAGAGCGGUACUACAAGACAAUGUAUUAUGGGCUCAACGAGUCUUGGAACCUGCGAGACACGCACAUGGCCAACACGCUGGGCCGAAUCCUCAAGCACCGAGGCGUCAAGUCAAAAGCCAUUGUGUGGGCACAUAACAGCCAUGUUGGCGACGCCCGGGCGACCAGCAUGGGCGCUUCUCGGCGUGAAAUCAACAUUGGCCAACUUUGCAAGGAGACGUACGGCCAAUCCUGCCUGAGUAUAGGUUGUGGCACGUACACUGGAAGCGUUGCAGCAGCGAGUACCUGGGGCGGCGAUAUGCGGGUUGUCAAGGUACAGCCAGCAUUGCCCGGCAGCUAUGAGGAGCUGAUGCAUGCCACGGGCAUUGACAGCUUUGCUCUGGACCUCAGACGUGGAAAAUGCGACGGGGCCCUGCGGAGGGAAUUGAUGAAGCCGCGGCUGGAGCGGUUUAUUGGCGUCAUAUACAAGCCGAGGACGGAAAGGCAAUCUCACUAUUCUUCGGCUAUUCUUCCGGAACAGUUUGAUGGCUUCUUGUGGUUCGAUAGCUCGUCCCCUGUGAGGGGUAUUGAAACUCAGCAGCCGGAGGAGCCUCUGGAAUACGAUGAGACCUGGCCGUUUGGCUUGUAA